AUGGCGAAGUUAACAUUGCACCGUCUACUGCAGCGCUUGCAGCUGACGGCGCAGCAGCUGCAACAACAACAGCAAUAGAACGCGCAUGGCUCUUUUAAGCUGGCGCAAUUGUGCCAAGGCAAUGGACACUAUCUAAUACUGGCCGUGCUUAUCUAUGGCUAUCUAAUGUUGCAUGCCUCAGCUGCUGCCGGUGUUGCAACCACUGACAACAUGUCCAAUCUUACAACAACCCUAGUAUUAAGCCAAUCACAACAACAACAACAACACGAACAAAACGCACAAAUUGAGAAACGUGAUGUUGCCCACGUGCCUGAAGAUGACUACGAUGCCAGUUAUCCAGAUGAUAUAGACGACAUUGAGGCCUUGAUUAAUAAUAAGUCAGCUAAGGGUAAAUAUAUUGGAGCGCCAUGCAACGAGCUGAAAUGUGAUGCCAAACUUUUGCACGUUACCUGUGAAAAGGAGACACAGACCUGCAGCUGUGAGCGUAAUUAUCCCGUGCAGCUGGGACUGAUAAAGGGUUGCGCCAAACCUAAAAAACUGGGCGAUCAAUGUUUCUACGAUGAGACAUGUGUCUACAACGAUGAGAACUCACUAUGUGUUCAGGUGCGGCACAAUGCGAUAUGCCAGUGUGCCAAUGGCUACCACUCGGUCAGCUAUACGAAGCCAACAAGACGUGUCUUCUGUACACCAGAUCUCAGUGAACUGGGCUCGGAUUUGCCCACUUUGUUGGGCGUUUCAACGGGCAUUGCGGUGCUGGCGGGUCUGAUUUGCAUGGUGUUGCAUCUGUUUAGUAAAACGAAAUAUCCGAGGCAUCGAAAUUUCGCUGAUGCCAACAUACCCCCGCCCAUACUCUACUCGAGCGAUACAGGGAUACCGUUGACAGUGCACUCGGCACGUCCUUCGUCGCGAUCCAGCAUACGUUCGACGGGUUCGAUAGGAUCCUUUGGGAAUCGGCGUGCCUCGUCUGGCGGCAUAGCUGGCAUCAGUGGCAGUGUUGCUGCUGGGGGUGGCAAUCACAGUGGCGGUGGCGGUUGCGGUGGCGGUGGCGCCGGUGGCGGUUCAAAGGGCAUACUUGUGUCGACAUCUCGUACAGGUUCUCGAAGACCAAGUCUAGCGUCCGUGCAUAGCACAAGCUCCUCGGUGCGCAGCUACAGCAUGAUGCGGUUCGAGAAGGAGGUGCAACAGAAGGAGAUUAGGCAGGAGAUGAAGCUGCGAUUGGCGCGACUGCAACAGCAGCAGCAUCUCACACAGAACAAGCCGCAGAUAAUCAUUGGUGAGGCGCUAUUGCAACAUGGGGCAAUCAGUCGUGUCACCAUGGCCACGCCCAGUCCGUUAACGCCCAAUUCACUGGACGAACUGUUGCCAUCUCUCGAUGAGAACCAGGAGUAUCCACCCAGGCUUGAGUCGACAUACAAACAGCUUAUCCAACCGCAGGCAACAGCAUCAGCGAUAGCAACAACAACAAUAGCAACAUCUACUAAUGGCUAUAAUGGUCCCUGCUCCUCAUUAACUGAGGCACGCUAAAACUUGAAUCGAUCUCGUAUAAGCGACCCUAACUAGGCCUAAGUUAUCUUCUAAGUCCUGUAUAUUUAUGUAUGUGUAUUUAAAUCUAUCGAAG
Messenger RNA from Drosophila innubila, 1618 nucleotides. RefSeq lists its product as uncharacterized. The record is from RefSeq and is a predicted model, not a curated record. Lineage: Eukaryota; Metazoa; Arthropoda; Insecta; Diptera; Drosophilidae.